This is a messenger RNA of Caenorhabditis remanei, 486 nucleotides long. RefSeq lists its product as uncharacterized. NCBI's taxonomy places the organism in Eukaryota, Metazoa, Nematoda, Chromadorea, Rhabditida, Rhabditidae. Bases 1 to 486 code for a protein of 161 amino acids. Gene Ontology annotation, molecular function: protein binding. The transcript is spliced from 4 exons. The record is from RefSeq and is a predicted model, not a curated record.
AUGGAAGAAUUCUCGGAUGUUGUACUUGUUGUCAACGAAGAUAAAUUCUACGUUUUGAAAAAGUUCCUCGCCGUCCAUUCAUCAUAUUUCAAGGCCUUGUUUUUGGGAAAUUUCAACGAUUCGAAGAAAUCUGAAAUCACAUUGACAGGAAUCGAUGCGGAUGAUUUUCAAAACUAUCUGGAAUUGCUUUACGGAGACGAUUCAAUUGAUGAAUUCACAGUCGAAGGGCUUCUUCUCGUCGGUGACAUGUACGAUACUCCAUCAGUCAUUCGAAAAUGCGAGCAGUUUCUACUCAAGGAAUCGAAGAAAACAUUGAAGAAAAAAUUGCAAAUGUCCAUGAAAUACCAUCUGGAAGCAUUGAAUAAACAAUGCCGCAAGGAGAUCAAAUCGGUUGCUGACAUCAAAUCAGUUCUCCCAGGAGAUAUUCGUGAUUUGGAUCCAUCAAUUACCACGGAGUUUUUGGAAAUUGCCCUCUCUAUUCAAUAA